GGUCCAUGAGCGUUCCUCUCGGCGAGGCCAUACUGUCGGAAGUGCGCUCGCUUCGCAUACGGGCGGAUUUCGGGUCCAAAAGACUUGACCGAAAAGUCGUAGCCCCAGACCUCGCAGUGUUCCGUGUUCGCCAGGAUGUCCGCUUCGAACGAAGAUUCGUGAUUGUUCCCUGGUGCAUCUUCAGCAAGUGGACGCCCCAACACCGCGUAAACUGAGCACCGAAAGAAUAUAUGACGCAAUUGGGCUUGGUCUCCAACCGGGUGAUCCCGCACACCCACUUUCCUCCGUCGCCCAACGCGCCCAGUCGCUGGAUUUCGUGUGGACAAUUGAAUGCGGCGGGAAAGAAGCUCCCUAGUCCAACUGUAAACGGGCCUUCAUGUUGAGAUCAACCGAGAGAAUGCCGCACAGACGGUGUAUGCAGGCCAAGGGUCCUUGUUUGCGGGGAAGCUAUCCGUUCAAGGGUCACGACCUAUCCUCGGAACGCUUGCACGCGAUUGGGACGCACAGAGAUAUGUCACUGGGACGCGGGCCGAAUUUCUGAAUCAGCGCCUGGCGUUCGUGCAGGACCUUGCUGUAUAUCCUCUCCGACUCGGCAACGCGCCGAGGGAGGUCGGGAUCCUCGAUAUGCUCGUGGACGUGUACGGGAGGUGGAGGCGCAUCGAAGGGCCCCACGAGGUAAAGAGUGAAGACAAGAGCCACUAGUAUUAGCACGACAUAACGUGGGUGCCGCAGGUAAGCCGCCGACAUGGCGGAGAGGCGGAGAGAGAUGAUGAGACCACACCCGCGCCUGCGCGUUUGGAGUGAUCGGUGAUGCUGACGCUGCAGCGCUUAUGUGGCCCACUUAAAGUUAAUAUGCCGGCCCGACAAAGCUGCGAGUUGCGCCUUUCAACUUCGACCACAUCCACCGUUACCCUACCCACCAAAUUCAUCGAAGGCCGACCCGAAUGUAUCGACUUUCAGGCUAGACGCGGGGCCCGGGCCGACCCGGAAACGUUGAGAGCCGCAUCGGCUCAUGAAUAACAAAUUCCGGAGACUCGGUGGGAAACCCGCAUUGACAAUGGCGGUUGCUCAACAACCGUAAAUACACAUUUAUUCAUUCGCGCCCGCGCCCAAUCACCUAAACUAUUCUGCUUCUUAUCCACGACUGUUUCGCUGCGUUGACCGCGAGCCAACAUGGCGUUGGACCUUUCCAGUCUCCGAAUCGUUUCCUACGCAGCUCUCGCAGUCUUCUCGUUCAUCAAUUGGUGCCUCACGAUUGCACGGCUGAGCUACACCAGCAACCUCCCGCGCGGAGACACUCUGAAUGGCGGCAAAAACUUCUAUGACCCCGACAUCGUCGAACUUCUUAUCACCUGCAUGAUGUCUAUCGCAUGGGCGCUCUUCCUCAUUCGCACGAUUUAUCAACGUGUAGAGGGCAACCUCGUGUCUACCUUCCGCGGCGAACUGGUUGGGUUGUUCGUGAUCUGGAUGUUUUGGACUGUCGGGGGUGCGAUUGCCAGUGUGCGUCAAUCUCCAGAUCCUUGUCAUCGACACCCAUCUCAGCCGUUCCGUUCCGUUUCCAGCAAUCUUGGGGCAACCUUGGCUGGUGCGCGCAGUUCCAAGCCUGCCAAAUCCUGUCUGCGAUCGUCGCCUUCUGCUGGCUGUCGUGGCUGGCUGUCACAUUCAAUCUGGGUGUCAGCCUCACGUUCAUCGUUGCCAAUAAUGCGCUUCUGGAGCCGCUGCACGGACAAUGGGUCGGCCCUGCCGUUCCGAACACCUCGCAAACGGGCAACAGCCGUCCGGUCUCUGCUGUCUGACCAACUUCCUCUGAAUGGACUGUAUAAUCUCCCGGUACAUAUGUUGUAUGCGUGCAUUGACUCUCCUUUCUCUGUCGCUCCCUGAAAUCCUGACUUUCCUUUGCGUAACAUAAUCACAAAUACAAGUUCGUUUGCAUUGGAGUACAAUAUGUACAGUAGAUGUACAUAGCUUCACUGUGCCUCGGUGGCCUUGAGCCACAUUCCACCCUCGGAGUACAUAGUGAGAUGCAUGCGCGGCUUGAACAGCUCGAUUCCCUUGCGGCCCGGGAAAGCAGCCCACUCGGCCGGCGGACGGGAUUCCGGAGGGAACGCCUCCUGGUCGAGCGAAAAGGAGGAGAAAUUUUGCAGGAGCCGGAUGAGGAUGAAUGACAUCUCGUUAUACGCGAACUGCAAUCUGUCAGCCGAUCAUUCAGAAAUCAUUCCCGAUCUCCUACCUGCUGUCCAAGACAGAUGCGGGGCCCGGCGUUGAAACUGCGUCGCCAAAGUCAACAUCGUCACAGUAGAUAUUUCUGCAGGCGGUGGUCCAAGAACCGAUCCGGGUCGAAUUCUUCAGCGUCGGGGCCCCACAGGUCUUUGCGCCGGUGCAUGAGCAACACGGAGUAGGGCGUUUGCGUCCCAGCCGGGAUGUAAAUCGGUUUCUCGUUGGGAUCGGGAGAUGGCCAGACGGUCGCGUUGACGGAUUCCCUGCGAGCGAGCGAGGUCAGCACGGA
This is a messenger RNA of Mycena citricolor, 2506 nucleotides long. Lineage: Eukaryota; Fungi; Basidiomycota; Agaricomycetes; Agaricales; Mycenaceae. The record is from the annotation of a GenBank genome assembly.